Pocillopora verrucosa is the source of this 894-nucleotide messenger RNA. NCBI's taxonomy places the organism in Eukaryota, Metazoa, Cnidaria, Anthozoa, Scleractinia, Pocilloporidae. The record is from RefSeq and is a predicted model, not a curated record.
AUGACAGAGCAAUUAGCAGAAGGAAUCUUGGAAGAGGUGCCCGAAACACCUACGGGGGAGGUCAUCCGUUAUAUUCCUCAUCAACCAGUGAUCCGAGACCAGGCCGAAUCCACAAAUGUGAGGAUAGUUUAUGAUUGUUCAGCUAAGACACAUUGUCAAGUACCUUCCUUGAACGACUGUUUGGAAGUAGGACCCCCUUUACAACCCAUGUUAUUUGACAUCCUUCUUCGAAAUCAUAUGAUGUUGUGUAUCACCGGAGAUAUUCAAAAGGCCUUUCUUCAAAUUAAAGUGAACCCAAGAGAUAGAGAUGCCCUUCGCCUUCUAUGGUAUGAGAACCUCGACUCAAGAACGUACCCCAGUACUGCUGAUGAGUUGUUAAAAAACACCUAUGUGGACGAUGUUCAAUUAGGCGGUGAUUGUGUAGAAGAGCUGAUCAGUUUCAAAAAGGAGGCCACGCGAAUAAUGGAAGAAGGAGGGUUUCACCUGCACAAGUGGCACAGCAACACUCCAGAGUUAGAAGAGCCACAGCGAAUUGAUGAUGAAACCCUACUAUCAAAAGCAAGCUCGACUUAUGCAAACUUAGUGGUUGGAACCCAUUCCCAAGAAACAAAGAUAACUGGAGUACCUUGGAACAAGGCAGAAGACACAAUUUCAGUUGGUUUCAUAAAGCCAUUGGGAACAAUGAGUGACGGUCCCCUUACCAAGAGAAAGAUGUUAUCGGCCAUUAAUGGUGUUUAUGACUUGUUGGGACUUGCAGCACCAGUGACCAUCACGGGAAAGAUCCUGUACAGUGAGGUUUGCUUAAGGAAACUGAGGUGGGACCAAGUGGUAACAGACGAGAUACAAAGAUCUAGGAACAACUGGCUGAAGGAAAUGGAAAGUGUCCGUCAAUAA